AGAACUUGGGAGCCUCCAGAAAAGGCAAAUUCUUAAAAGUUAAUGGUUUUAAGUGAUUUUUUUUUCAAAUCUGUGCUGGCUCAAGAGCCCCGCCUCUCCUCGGUAUCAGCGCUUCCUCAUUCCUCGCGUCGGAGGCUCAGCGGUCCUCGGCUUCAGACCAGCCUGAAGAAGCCUGUUAGCAAUUUAAACCCACUGUGAACGCCCAGGGCCAAGGAGGCGGUGCCCAGGGCGGGCGGGGGUGGGUCCUUGGCGGUCUGUUUUGAAUAAGGGGGUGUGUCCUAGCGCGGACUCUAUAAAAGCCGGCCGCUGCAGGCGUGCGUGCACUGUUUGCUGCAUUAGGUGUUUUUUUUUUUUUCUGCUCUUUAGCUUUACUCUCCAACAUGAAGGCGCUGAGCCCGGUGCGCGGCUGCUACGAGGCGGUGUGCUGCCUAUCGGAGCGUAGCCUGGCCAUCGCGCGUGGCCGCGGUAAGAGCCCGUCGGCCGAGGAGCCUCUUAGCCUCUUGGAUGACAUGAACCACUGCUACUCGCGCCUGCGGGAACUGGUGCCGGGAGUUCCGCGAGGCACUCAGCUUAGCCAGGUGGAAAUCCUGCAGCGUGUCAUAGACUACAUUCUCGACCUUCAGGUGGUCCUGGCAGAGCCGGCGCCGGGACCCCCAGAUGGUCCGCAUCUCCCGAUUCAGACAGCUGAGCUCACUCCGGAACUUGUGAUCUCCAAGGACAAGAGGAGCUUUUGCCACUGACCUGGUCGUCCUGGCACCUCCCGAACGCAGGUGCUGGCGCCCGUUCCGCUUGGGACCCUGGGACUCUGGGACCCUCUCUCCAGCCGGAAGCCUGAGGGCAUGGAUGAGCUUCGAUCUUACCCAGCCCUCUUCACUUACCCUGAACUCACGUCUCGAGGCUGGACCUGGAGCCCGAGAGCGAUGGACUGAACUUGGGUGGCCCGAAGAGCUAGCACUCGCUGGUCAGCAGCUGGGCAACGUCACUCUGUCCCCACCCUGACUCGAGUCUGAAAAGACUGGUUUUUCCGAGAAUGGGGUGUCGAGGGUGUGGGGGGAUGCAAGAGGCUGCCCCGCACACUCUGCCAAGGCAGCGUUAAGAGCUGGUCUUCUGGUUUCCUUAGGGGAAAAGCUCUGCUGCCCUGAUUAUGAACUCUAUAAUAGAGUAUAUAGCUUUUGUACCUUUUUUACAGGAAGGUGACUUUCUGUAAUCAUGUGAUGUAUAUUAAACUUUUUAUAAAAGUUAACAUUUUGCAUAAUAAACAAUUUUUGAACAC
This is a messenger RNA of Arvicanthis niloticus (Nile rat), 1273 nucleotides long. RefSeq names its product inhibitor of DNA binding 3 (gene Id3). Gene Ontology annotation, biological process: negative regulation of transcription by RNA polymerase II; circadian regulation of gene expression; cell differentiation. Gene Ontology annotation, molecular function: transcription regulator activity; protein dimerization activity. NCBI's taxonomy places the organism in Eukaryota, Metazoa, Chordata, Mammalia, Rodentia, Muridae. Gene Ontology annotation, cellular component: nucleus; cytoplasm. The record is from RefSeq and is a predicted model, not a curated record.